Messenger RNA from Bicyclus anynana (squinting bush brown), 1460 nucleotides. It is a transcript of the gene PolD2, whose product is annotated as DNA polymerase delta subunit 2. Gene Ontology annotation, biological process: DNA strand elongation involved in DNA replication; DNA replication. Bases 80 to 1408 code for a protein of 442 amino acids. NCBI's taxonomy places the organism in Eukaryota, Metazoa, Arthropoda, Insecta, Lepidoptera, Nymphalidae. The record is from RefSeq and is a predicted model, not a curated record. The transcript has 8 exons. Gene Ontology annotation, molecular function: DNA binding. Gene Ontology annotation, cellular component: delta DNA polymerase complex.
AUUGGAAAAGUAGAUAUUUUUUAAAUACAGUACAAAUAAUUGGAAAUUUCAAGUAAUUGGAAUUGAAAUAUUAAUAAAUAUGUUAUUCAAAGUAGAAUCGAGAUUAACUGAUUCUGAUAAUAAGAACUUUGAGCUUCAUGAGCUAGACAGACCUACUAUUCAGUAUACGGACACAUCUAAACGAUUUUACGAGGCUUCCCGUGAUUUUUCAAAACAAUAUGCUCAUAUUUAUUCUGCGAGACUAAGUACCUUUAGAAAUAUAUUACAACCUGUAAUUAAUAAAAGGUGGGGCAAUAAAUACAAGAUUUUAAAGCUCUGUGAUUUACGCGACAAAGGUACAACUUGUAUUAUAGUAGGUACCCUGUUCAAGCUUCAAGAAUUAAAACCAAGUAUAUUGAAGGAGCUCUCUGAUCAACUGGAGGUUAUUCCACAACCUGCGAGGACACAUUUUGUACAUGAAACAGAUAGCUUAGUUUUGGAAGAUGAGCUACAAAGAGUCAAGUUGUCUGGUGAUUGCAUCCAUGUUAAUGAAGUUGUAACUGGUGUGGUGGCAGCUCUGCUUGGAUCUGAGGAUGACGAUGGUGUCUUUACAAUCAAAGAUAUGUGCUGGGCUGGAUGUAAUAUACAAAAACCUUUGCCAGUUUUAAGUAAUGACAGAUAUAUAGUUUUAAUGUCUGGUCUAAAUCUAGCUUCAAAAAGUGGAGACCAUAUGUUUGCUUUAAAUCUAUUUUUGGAAUGGCUGUCUGGUUUUUGUGGAACAUCAGAAUAUCAAGAGGAGCUCUCUAAAAUUGUGAGAGUCAUAAUAGCAGGUGGAAUCUAUGCAAAUCAGUCAAAUGAGAGUAUACUGAAUGAAACAGAUGUGAUCGCAGCUUCGGAACUAGUGGACACAUUCUCUGCCGCUGUCAGUGCGGUCACACCGUUGGACCUCAUGCCCGGCUGCAAGGAUCCAGCUAGUAUCAUGUUGCCACAAAAGCCUUUCCACUAUUGUUUGUUUCCCAAAGCCACAGAGUAUAAAUCGUUCAACCGAGUCUCUAAUCCUUAUGAGUGUGAUAUUGGAGGAUUUCUAUGUUUGGGAACAUCUGGUGAACCUAUAAAUGAUAUAACGCGAUACAGCAGCAUUGACAGUUAUUUGAAUGCCAUGAAGAAAACCUUGCAAUGGCGUCAUAUGGCGCCGACAUGUCCAGACACCGUGCCAAGCACCCCAUGCUUGGAUACAGAUCCGUUUACUAUAUACAACUGUCCCGCUAUAUAUUAUUGUGGUAACAGCAGUGUAUUUGCUACUGAAGUGUUUAAAGGAGACGAAAAUCAAACAGUUAGAAUAGUGUGUGUUCCUGAUUUUUGUACAUCUAGAACGGUGGCCCUGGUUAAUCUUGCAAACCUGGAAUGUUACAGCAUGAAAUUCGCAUAAAGAACAUUUUUUUAUUUAUAAAAUAUAACUUUUUAUUAUCUGAACUUUAUUA